Emiliania huxleyi CCMP1516 is the source of this 510-nucleotide messenger RNA. RefSeq lists its product as hypothetical. The transcript is spliced from 2 exons. Bases 1 to 510 code for a protein of 169 amino acids. NCBI's taxonomy places the organism in Eukaryota, Haptophyta, Isochrysidales, Noelaerhabdaceae. Gene Ontology annotation, biological process: tRNA-type intron splice site recognition and cleavage. Gene Ontology annotation, cellular component: tRNA-intron endonuclease complex. The record is from RefSeq and is a predicted model, not a curated record.
AUGCAGAACGCGUCCGCGUCGCUUUCGCAGCAGCGUCUCGAGUGGCUGACGCGGCUGAGCACGCCGCGUGGGCGGAGCGCUAAGGCGCUGAGCACUGCUGAGUGGGAUGCGGCCGAGGGCCUUGCGCGUGUUCUGCGUGGGAAGGGCAACCUCUCGGCGCUCGGCCUGUUUCGGUCAGGCCAGCAAUGGCUGCGCGUCGAGGAGGUUAUGUGCCUGGUUGACGAGGGAUCGCUGCUGCUACUGCGCGACGGCCAGCCGCUCUCUGUGCACGCGGCGCGUGUGAUGCUGCUUGGCCCGCAGCCGGGCACCGCGUUCGAAGGCGCUGCGGCGGCGAAGCGCGAGCUCAGCAUCAGCACCUUCGCUGCCCUCCACCGCAGCGGCUACGUGUGCCGGCCACCGGCGCCGCUCGCGGACGACGACGCCUAUCGCCGCGCCGGCUCGCCGACACUAUUUGCCGUCUAUGAGCGCCGAGAGGCGCUCUUCUUCGAUGUGGUGUCUGGCUGCGGGUGA